This is a messenger RNA of Serendipita indica DSM 11827, 639 nucleotides long. The record is from the annotation of a GenBank genome assembly. NCBI's taxonomy places the organism in Eukaryota, Fungi, Basidiomycota, Agaricomycetes, Sebacinales, Serendipitaceae.
AUGGCGAGCUCGAAUCCCUAUCUCCCAGUCCCCGGAAAAUCAUCUGCAAAUCAAUAUUCAUCAAAUCCAUUUGCAGUCGCACAACCCUCUACAGGCCCACAACUCCCCGCAAACGCGCACGAAUAUGACAUUGGCAUGUAUGAGCAGGCCAGCGUCUACGUCCCAGGCGCUGCCAUCGUACAGCGCGGCGCUGGUACAUCUACAGCGUCGCAUCUGGCUGCUGGAGGCACCGGGCGAGGCAAGAAGACGACGGUGGUGCGGCGAGGAGGCGGAAAGACGUGGGAGGACCCAACGCUCUUGGAGUGGGAUCCACAAUGGUUCAGGCUCUUCGUCGGAGAUGUGAGCAACGACGUCUCGGACACCCUCCUCGCGGAAGCGUUCAACAAGUAUCCAUCCUUUACCAAAGCAAAGGUCAUUCGAGACAAGCUCAGUCAAAAGGCCAAAUUCGGCUUUGUCGCCUUUUCAGACCCCGAAGACUUUCUCAAGGCGUGGAAGGAGAUGGACGGCAAAUACGUUGGAAAUCGGCCAAUCAGGCUGAAAAAGGCAGACUCGAAUGUCCGCGCUGUAGACCUCGGGAAGCACAAACAGAGAGCGCUUCAAAAGGAGAUUAAAGCUUCCAAUCGACUCAAGCCGUAUUAG